AUGGCAAUGGCUCUUCAUCAGGGAUUGUACACAAUCCUCACCGUUAUUGCGUUCAUUGUACUCUUUCCGAAAGCACUGGAAAUCCCGACCUCGCAGGUUGGAUUUCGUUAUUUUUCGCAAAGGGAGGCGGCAUUUCUACCCCGAAGAGUGAUUGAAGAUGAUCCCACGAAAGCUAGGAGACGAGCUUCUAUAUCACUGCGACAACUAAAAGAAGCGGCAACUAAUUGGAUGAUAUAUCCUCACCUACAUCUCCGAUUCGCAAUGCUUACCCUCUCCAUCGCCUUUUAUGCCGUACAUCAUCCCAUCAACGGUUCAUGGUUGGCCGUAGAUAGUCGCUCAGCAGAAGAAAGAUCUAUUACAAUGGCCAUGUUCAACAUGGCAGCAAAUGCAACAGGCAUUGCCGGUAGCCAAAUUUUCCGACAGAAAGACAGAUCCCUCUAUGUGAUUGGGUGCACGAAAAUGUCCGAACGGCCCAAUUUCCUCAUUCCCGUCGCUGAUGACCUCGGAUUUUCUGACGGUGGAGCUUUGGGAGAGGAGUCAAUACCCCCUAACCUGGACUAUCUCGCAAGGGAUGGACUACGGCUCACAGAUUUCCAUGCGGCAUCGGCAAGUUCACCGACGAGGUGCAUGUUGCUGAGUGGGACGGAUGAUCAUACUGCGGGUGUUGGCGCCAUGAUUAAGACUAUCCAGGAGCUUCAUAGGGGAAAGCUGGGUUACAAAGGAUAUCUGAGAGGUAGAGUUGCUGCUGUUCCUGAAAUACUUCGAGAUGCGGGCUAUUAUACGGUUACGUCAGGGAAAUGGCACCUGUGUCUUACCCCGGAUCAGUAUGUGUCAAAAAAGGGGGUUUGA
Molecule: messenger RNA, 849 nt
Organism: Paracoccidioides brasiliensis Pb18
Exons: 6
Coding region: 1-849 (282 amino acids)
Molecular function (GO): arylsulfatase activity
Source: RefSeq, a predicted model, not a curated record